CUGAGCCUAGGCCAGCGCCUGCCCGGUGUGCAGAGGGAGAUGCCCCUGGCCCUGUUGUGCCGCCUGGGGUUCAGUGAUCGGGGUUUUGUGGACCAGUUAGUGGGGUCAGGGAGCGUGGGCCCGGAACCCUGGGCCCGGUACCUGGGGGAGCUGCUGCUGCUGCUGGAGCCAGACUCCGAGCCCGAGCCUGGGACGGUGAGCCGGGCCGAGCUGCUGCUCUCCCUCCUGGGUCAGGUGUGUCGCUGCUCGGCCCAUCACCUGCCCUAUGUCCGGGCGGUGGUGUCCCCGGCUGGGGAUUGGGGUACCCUGCGGCUAGCUCUGUGCCACCCGGAUCCCGGGCUCCGCAGGAAGGCCUGUAGCCUGACAGCCUGGCUGCUGUCGGAGCAGGGAGCGCCCCCUGUCCCACUGCUGGAGGCCGUGCUGCCCCUCCUGGGGGACCCUGAGCCCGGGGUACGAGAGAGCGCCGGUCUGGCGGUGGGAAACGCAGCCUUCGGGGGCAGCUGCGUCACCGCUGGGGCACUGCCUGCUCUCCUGCACCUGCUGUCUGACCCCAGCCCACGUACCAGGCGGCAUGCCUGCUCAGCCCUGCACAACCUGGGAACCAGCCAUUGCUCCUCCUCCAGCUCCGGGCAGGCCCUGGGCCAGCUCCUGCUCAGCUCUGCCGUCCCCCAGCGGCUCCUACAGCUCGCCGCACCCCAGCGGCCACACAGUCAGCCUGCUCCCGUCCGAGAGGCUGCUCUCUCCGCUCUCAGGGCACUGGCACAAUGGCCCCACAUCCGGGAGGUUCUGAUCUCGAUGAACUCCUGUGAGAAGCUGUCUCUGAUUGUCCAGGAGACGGAGCAGUGUGUGCUGGUCAGUGCCAGGAACACUGACCGCUCCGUCCUCCAUCACUGUCACAGGCUCCUGGAGACUCUCAGUACCAGCCCCAGUGAGUGACGGCUGGCAGCAGCAGGAUUACCGAUGAACACUGUGCUGGCUCACUGGGAUAGGCUGAGGUGUGGCAGUCCACCGUCCACCAGGAGCAUCGAUGUUUCAUUUAACCAACGGGAAACAGCUCCCAGGGACCUC
Molecule: messenger RNA, 1068 nt
Organism: Chiloscyllium plagiosum (whitespotted bambooshark)
Lineage: Eukaryota; Metazoa; Chordata; Chondrichthyes; Orectolobiformes; Hemiscylliidae
Source: RefSeq, a predicted model, not a curated record